GCGGAUGUGCUUCAAUCCAUCCUGCACACUAACGUGCCGACAGCGUGCAGCAUUGGUACAUCUAUCGGUAUUUGUAGCAAACACAGUGAAAGCAGUUGUGAUCUCGCGCGUGUGAGACACAUUUGACUGUGUUAUGAUGGAGCUGCUGACAGAUGCACUGUACUGGAUCGGAGCUGUCACUGUGGCCUGGGUCUCGGUGAGCGCUCUGUGCUGUCUGCUCAGCGGGAUCCGCGUGUGGAUUGUGGGCAAUGGAAAUUUGAUGCAGGCGACCAAACUCGGGAAAUGGGCAGUUGUGACUGGGGCCACCGAUGGAAUCGGAAAAGCCUAUGCGGAGGAGCUUGCUCGACGAGGUUUUGCUAUCGUUCUCAUCAGCCGUACUCAAGAGAAGCUGGAUGACGUGUCCAAAGCUAUCGAGAGCAAGUACAAUGUAGAGACCAAAACCAUUUCUGCUGACUUUGGAUCUGUGGACAUCUACCCUAAGAUUGAGUCUGGACUGGCCGGACUUGAAAUAGGAGUUUUAGUUAACAAUGUUGGAGUGUCUUAUUCUUACCCAGAGUUCUUCCUCAACAUUCCUGAUAUUGACAGUUUCAUCAACAGUAUGAUCAACAUCAACAUUACCUCAGUUUGUCAGAUGACACGACUGGUGCUGCCCAGGAUGGUAGAGAGGUCUAAAGGAGUGAUCUUGAAUGUUGCUUCUGCGAGUGGCAUGUACCCAGUUCCACUUCUCACCCUCUAUUCCUCCUCAAAGGCCUUUGUGGACUUCUUCUCCCGUGGACUUGAGGCUGAGUACAAAAGCAAAGGUAUUAUUAUACAGAGUGUGCUGCCAUUUUAUGUGACGACGAAACUGAGCAAGAUCAGGAGGGCCACUCUUGACAUUCCCACUCCGGAACGCUACGUUAAAGCCCAGCUGAGCACUGUAGGCCUGCAGACUCAGUCGAAUGGUUACUUCCCUCAUGCCGUCAUGGGUUGGGUGACUACUGCUUUGCUUCCUGCAAAACUGCUCAACAAAUAUGUUAUGAGCGUGGGGUUGUCCCAGCGUGCACGCUAUCUGAAGAAACAGAAGCAAGGUUAGAAUCAGAAAAAAAGGACAGACAGAGGGAUGAAGGGAUGGUGUGAUUAAACGAAAGGAGGGACCAACCAAAAAAAAACAAAUCCCCAAUCUCUCUCUGUCAGAGACCAAGAGCAAUUACACCCAACUGCUCCUGAGAUGGUUCAAAACAAGCAAUGUAUUUUCCAGACAUUAGAGUGGUUUAUUUAGUCAUAACUAAUCAAAACAUGAUUUGCUUGAACAGCCUUUGCUGAGACCAACACAGUUCUUAUUAGCUUGAAUAGCUGAAGUUGUUUGUAUCCUAACAGUCACUAACAGCAUUGAUCAGUACAGUUUGUUUGGUUUUCUUUAAUGUUUAAAGAGAGUAAAUUAGUAGUUCUCUGGUAAUCGUGAUCUGAUGAACAUGAACAAUGAAAACAUUUUUCUCAA
Cyprinus carpio (common carp) is the source of this 1477-nucleotide messenger RNA. Its product is annotated as very-long-chain 3-oxoacyl-CoA reductase-B-like. NCBI's taxonomy places the organism in Eukaryota, Metazoa, Chordata, Actinopteri, Cypriniformes, Cyprinidae. Gene Ontology annotation, cellular component: endoplasmic reticulum. The record is from RefSeq and is a predicted model, not a curated record. Gene Ontology annotation, molecular function: oxidoreductase activity.